Haliotis rufescens (red abalone) is the source of this 2082-nucleotide messenger RNA. RefSeq lists its product as uncharacterized. Lineage: Eukaryota; Metazoa; Mollusca; Gastropoda; Lepetellida; Haliotidae. The record is from RefSeq and is a predicted model, not a curated record. The transcript has 7 exons. Bases 7 to 525 code for a protein of 172 amino acids.
ACAAAAAUGGCCGCAAGUAAGACUAUCUGGGUCGUUGUCAAACGAUUUGACGAGGAUGAUGACAUUGACAGCAAUGCCGUGUCCAUGAACAUCAAUGACAAUGAAGACACUGAAACAGUCAGGCUUGCAUUGAAGAAGGCAUUCUGUAUCAGUGAUCCUGACCUCAUCCUCAAGCUGCGGAACACGAGGGGUUCUCUCAUCCCAAUCAACAGCAGGAUCGAGGCCAACACUAGCGAAGUGCCCUAUGUGCUGGAGGUUGUGAGACUCUAUCAAAAUGUGAUGCCAUGCGAGAGGUCAGUCCAGCUGAGCAGCUACAGCGAUGCAGUCAAGACCAAGCUGUCCGAGAUCACCAUCAGGCUGCAGGCUCUGGAGACAGCCACACCUGAACUAAACAACAGACGGUCAGAGAAAAUCAAAGCUGAGAUGGGGGAGCUGGACCAGAAGAUUGAGUUCCUGAAGAAGAGGAUCAACGAUGCCGACAGCGCCCACUGGCGGGGCAUGUUCAAGAAGAACCCAAUGUGGUGAUGCCAGUGUGGUUGGAGGAGGGUCAUCAUCACACCAACCUAGAGAACAUCAGACCUCACAGUUGGAUGUGGUGAUACAGGACGUGGGACCAAGUUCAUUCUGACCUCAUCAGUGGAAAUGUGGGCAGAAUAUGUGCCUGUGUUACUAAUGGUUGUUACUGUUCAGACUUUUCCAGGAAUAUAGACGCCUGACAAAUAGUACUUCUAUAAUCAAGGUUGCAUUGUUCAGGAUCAGGAUUGGUAGAAAUCUUAUUGUUAUUGUUCAUGACCAUUGUUGAUAGUGAUCAAAGUGACAUUGUCCAGGACCAACUUUGGUGGUGAUUGAAGUGGCAUUGUUCAUGACCAUCAUCAGAAACAAUUAUAGUAGCAUAAUUCAUGACUAUCAUCAGUGGCAAUCAAUUGUGGUAUUGUUCAUGAUCAAUGUUGGUGGCAAUCAUUGUGGUAUUGUUCAUGACCAUCAUUGGUGGCAAUCAUUGUGGUAUUGUUCAUGACCAAAGUUGGUGGCAAUCAUUGUGGUAUUGUUCAUGACCAUCAUUGGUGGCAAUCAUUGUGGUAUUGUUCAUGACCAAUGUUGGUGGCAAUCAUUGUGGUAUUGUUCAUGACAAAUGUUGGUGGCAAUCAUUGUGGUAUUGUUCAUGACCAAUGUUGGUGGCAAUCAUUGUGGUAUUGUUCAUGACCAUCGUUGGUGGCAAUCAUUGUGGUAUUGUUCAUGACCAUCGUUGGUGGUAAUCAUUGUGGUAUUGUUCAUGACCAUCGUUGGUGGCAAUCAUUGUGGUAUUGUUCAUUAUCACUGGUGGCGAUCAAGGUGGUAUUACCUGCUACAAUCAAGGUUACAUCUCUCAGCCUUAUAAAACAGUAGCAACACUGGACAAAUGUAAUUUUAUGUGAGUUCUUAUUGUGAAUUAGUCAACAUUUGUGAUGACCUUCAUUGCACAUGUUUGUCCAUAGUCUUGACACUGCUCUGGCUCUGACCAGCUGUAUCUCAUCCUAUUCAUCAGCUGCUCCCUUCCUUCAUUGACAAGGCAGAUCACAGGUGACCUUCAAGCUGACAGCUUGGGUGACAUCAUAGUGAUUCAAGGCGACCUCAUAGUACCUCAAGGUGACAUCAUAGUGACUCGAGGUGACCUUGUAGUGACUCAAGGUGACCUUGUAGUGACUCAAAGUGACCUCAUUGUGACUCAAGGGGACCUCGUAGUGACUCAUAGUGACAUCAUAAAGGCUCAUAGUGACAUCUUAGGGCAAAUUUAAUCAACAGGGAGUGUUCCCGAGAAAGAUUGUGAUAUUAGCUUUCAGUAUGUGACCAUAAGCACACCAUGUCAUUCAGUUCCUUUCACAUGGUCAUUCCACCUUAUGCUAGCUUUAGAAAAUAUUGUUAAUAUCAGUAACAUUUUACAUUGUAGACCUUUCACUUAACUGAGCAAUAAGUGACUGGUGCAUGAACACAUCAAGGUUAUUCUGAACAUGGGAGAAGCAUGGGUGACCCAGUCAUUUAAGGCACCGCAAUUUGCUGUGCAGAGUUGCAUUCUUUGGGCACAUUAGUGCGUGAGUGAGUAUGGUU